This is a messenger RNA of Seriola aureovittata, 2449 nucleotides long. RefSeq names its product neutrophil cytosolic factor 1 (gene ncf1). Gene Ontology annotation, biological process: superoxide anion generation; respiratory burst. Lineage: Eukaryota; Metazoa; Chordata; Actinopteri; Carangiformes; Carangidae. Bases 62 to 1315 code for a protein of 417 amino acids. The transcript is spliced from 11 exons. The record is from RefSeq and is a predicted model, not a curated record. Gene Ontology annotation, cellular component: cytoplasm; NADPH oxidase complex. Gene Ontology annotation, molecular function: phosphatidylinositol binding; superoxide-generating NADPH oxidase activator activity; protein binding.
AAGCCUCUGGGCUGCUGCCUGACUCCCUCAGUUGGACUCUGUCUGUCCUCUGUAUCUCAGCAUGGAGCAGAUCUACGUCAGACAUGUGGAGCUGCUGGGCUUCGAGAAACGAGAAGUCCCGAGUCAGCACUACGUCUACCUGCUGAUGGUGAAAUGGAGCGACCUCUCCGAGAAGCUCAUCUACAGGACGUACCCUGAGAUCCACACCUUUCACAAAUCGUUGAAGGAGAUGUUUCCCAUCGAGUCUGGUCAAAUAGAAAAGAGGGACAGGAUCAUUCCUUCAUUACCAGCGCCGCGGUGGGUCGACAGCCAGAAGUCGACAGAGACGAGACAGAGCACCUUGGCCGACUACUGCCACUCGCUCAUCAACCUGCCGCCUCACAUCUCCCGCUGCAAACACCUCACCGCCUUCUUCAAGGUCCGACCUGAGGACGAAAACCCAGGAGCCACAAGCACACUGAAAAAAAACAAGACAUCUGCAGGGUCCAAGGAGUUGGCCCAAGGAAACGUGGCCGAGAUCUCGGGUCCCAUCAUACUGGACACCUACAGAGUGAUUGCAGACUUCACCAAGACGUCCAAACACGAGAUCAACCUGCACACCGACGACCUGGUGGAGAUCGUGGAGAAAAAUCAGAACGGUUGGUGGUUCUGCCAGUGCGAGUCUAAACGAGGCUGGGUUCCCGCGUCCUACCUGGAGCCUCUGGACAAACCGGAGGAGCCCGAGGACGCUGAGCCAGACUACGAAGGAGAGCUGUACGUCACCGCCAACGCCUACAAGGCCGAGCAGGAGGACGAGAUCUCUCUGGAGCUGGGUGAAACCAUUGAGGUCAUUCACAAGCUGCUGGACGGCUGGUGGGUCGUCAGGAAAGGAGAAGAAACCGGUCAUUUCCCCUCCAUGUACCUGCAGAAGGCCGGGAAGAAAGAGAGGGAGGCGGGCAGGACGAACCUGCAGGGACAGAAACCUCCACCUCGCAGAUCCACCAUCAGGAACGCCAAGAGUAUCCACAACAGGUCUCGCCGGCGGCUCAGCCAGGACGUCUACCGCCGGAACAGCCGUCGGUACCUGGAGCAGAAGGGCGGCCGCCUCGCUCAGGUGCAAAGGGACUCCAAGAACGCCGCAAAGUCACCGCUGAGGGAGAGGAAGAACCAGGACAACAUCCCCGAGAUGUCCGGCUCCAGCUCGGAGAGCGAGGUGAAGAGGGAGGCUCCGGUCAUCCCUCCGCGGCCGAGCGCAGAGCUCAUCCUGGAACGCUGCACCGACAACACCCGCAAGAAAGUCAGCGUCCACAAGUCACGCUCAAGCUCCGCCAGCUAGCCCGGCAUAUUCAACGCACCUCGUAAAGUCGCAGCCUUCUGAGAGCUUUAAUACAGGAAAUAAAACAAGGCUGAUAUUAUUCUAUAUUUUACUUAUUAUUAUCAAAUCCCAUAAAAAGACCAAAACCAAUAAUGUGUUCGUCCGUCUCUGGACACCUCCGUCCCCUCUGUGGACAGACAAAACAAGAAACUAGAGCAGUAGUUUGGGGACUAUUUUGAGCGGCGGAUUAAUUCACAUUUGGAGCUGUAGUGAGUAUUUGUGGCAGCAGGACAGUGUGUGUGUGUCUGUGUGUGUGUGUGUGUGUGUGUGUGUGUGUGUGUGUUUGUGGGGGGGGGGACUGAGUCAAAAUAAACUACAGUGGGUUCAUAUGAUGAAGGAACAUGUGACCCAGUGACACAGUGUGACUCACUGAUGUGUUUUUAAUGGAUCAUUAAAAAUGGACAUCCGGCUUUGUUAAACACACAGAACUUAUUGUUUUCUUUUUUUCAUGGGAUUUGUUGACCAGAAGAAAAAUAUAGAGAAUAUCAACAGAGUUAUUCUUUGAGGUAGGUUUUCUAUAAUCCAUCACAUGGUGGUCAAAUCAAGAAUAACACUGUGGUGCAGCGCGGUAAACACGCCACGAAAAAGGUGCAAAUCUUCUACAAAGAAAAACAUCAGCCAUUAGAUUAACCACGUCACAGUGUGGAUGUUUGAUGUCACGAUCAUUAUUUUAGGCCCCUUAUCUUGUGACAGUAGUUUUUAACUUUUAACUAACCUAAAUAACAUUUGAGAUAACUAAUAUUUUAAUGCCGAAAUCUUCAAUAAAAUUUGAAUUAAUCUGAAGACAACACAUUGCUGACAGAAAUGUGAAUUAGUUACAGUUUCCUGUGUUUUACUCUGGACUUGUUUUGCUUUGUUCUGAUGCAUUGAGCUCUACUUUGCUGUUACAGUAGCUGCUACUGUCCAAGUUCACAUUCGCACUGUGAGAGAAAGAAGCUACCACAAAGAGAGGAAAUAGUUGUACUGAAAAAAAAAAAAAAAACUAAAUUUUCUGUUUAUUACUUCUGUGUGGAAGAUUUAUUUCCAAGAGCUUUGUUUUUAUUUAUUUGCUUGAUAAAUGUAUUCAUUAAUAAAACAAAAUGUUAAGCUUUUCUA